CUCAAUUGAAACGCUGUUUCAGGAAUCCUCACAAAUUAACUUAGGUUUUCUUCGCUGCUGUCCGCCGCCUUCGGCUCUUCCCCUUCGUCGCCGUCUCCGCCGAUUCCGAGUUCCGAUUCCGAGUUCCUGACCGCCGAUUCCGAGUUCCCCUUCGUCUUCGUCCACGGAUCUUUGCAUGGCAGGGAGAAACCAUCUUCCUCGCCAGCCUGAGGCUUUCCGUGGUUUCCGUGAUGGACCUCGGCCUAUCAUUCAUCGAGGACCAGGACCACUCCCCCUUCACCCUGCAGCUCUGGAAGAGGAGCUUGAAAUGCAACAUAGAGAAAUUCAGAGGAUUCUUGCUGAGAAUAGACAUGUGAUUGAUGAAAAUGUGAUUCUUCAGAGAGAAUUGGCAGCUGCAAAAGAUGAGAUUCAUAGAUUAGGUCAGGUCAUUCCCAAACUCCGAGCUGAUGGAGAGGCACAUGCUAGGGAGUUAAUUGACAGAGCAUUGAAGCUAGAAGCCGAGCUCCGUGCCACUGAGCCUCUGAGGUCAGAUCUUAUGCAGUUAAGAGCUGAAGCACAGAAACUUAAUGCUUUGAGGCAGGAUUUGUCUUCCCAAGUUCAAGCUCUCACACAGGAUAUUACUCGGUUGAAAGCUGAGAAUGAGCAAGUAAAUGCUCUAAAAGCUGAUGUUGACGGACUACACAAGGAGCUUUAUGAAGCCAGGUCUGGAGUUAAAUUUCUGACUGGAUCAAAUAAAGAGUUGACUUUAUGGAGAGCUUUUGAAUAUGAGAAAAAAGCAAAUGAGGAACAGAUGGAGCAAAAGCAAGCAAUGGAGAAAAACCUUGUGUCCAUGGCUCGUGAAAUAGAGAAACUACGAGCAGAGCAAAUGGCCGGAGACAGAGGAGCCCGUGGACUUGGUGCUGGGAGUUAUGGAAUGUUGAAUGGAAGCCCUGAAAUGAGAUAUGCAGGCAGUGCCUAUGGUGAUAUCUAUGGCAGUAGCGGACGUUGGGGUCCCUAUGAUAAGCGUGGACCAACGCGACGUUGAUCCAUCAUUGGGGAGAUGCUGUGGUGGUUGGUCUUGUAUGUUUAACUUAGUGCUUCGUGGCAACUAUUCUCGAGAAUUUUACCUGAUGCAUCAUAAAUUGGUACUGUUUUUGUGUUGCUCUGCUAAGAUUGUGGUUUUUAGCUUUUUGGGUGGACAUCAUAUUUGGCUUUACAUUGGAAUGGUACUGGGAUGAUUGAAUGCUAUCGCCAUUUCAUCCCAAUGUUAUUAUCCCGUUGCUGCGGUUAAACUGUGUAAUUGCUGUGAUGUUGGAAGUAGCAGUUGUUUUGCAAAGGAAAGAAGCUCUGGUUAUUGUAUUGUUCAGCUAUAUGAGGAAGGCUAAAUGUGAAUGGUUAUUGUAUAGUUACUGCA
Diospyros lotus (date-plum) is the source of this 1393-nucleotide messenger RNA. RefSeq names its product protein FLX-like 3. The coding region runs from base 176 to 1024 and encodes 282 amino acids. The transcript is spliced from 4 exons. The record is from RefSeq and is a predicted model, not a curated record. Lineage: Eukaryota; Viridiplantae; Streptophyta; Magnoliopsida; Ericales; Ebenaceae.